Owenia fusiformis is the source of this 2143-nucleotide messenger RNA. The record is from the annotation of a GenBank genome assembly. Lineage: Eukaryota; Metazoa; Annelida; Polychaeta; Sabellida; Oweniidae.
UUUAGUUAUUGUAUUGACAAUCAAUCACAUAUCACAACGCUUAUAUUUUUAUAAAAUUUCGUGUUACAUAUCUUGAAAUAGAUCAAUGAAAAUAUUAAUAAAAGAUGGACUAUUUUUGAUAUAUUCAUACAUGUUUGGCGGAUUGAUACAUAAUUUUAGAUUGAGUUGCAGGUAAUCUAGAGAACGUGUUCUGCAAGAUUCUGAAAAUUCUUCACUCUUUUCACAAAUGGAGCCAGAUUUGAUUCCAGAAAACCAUGAAAAAUACGAUUAUGGUCCGAACCUGAUUCGUCUACGAACAACUGAUCAAAUAAAAGAGCUUCAGACAGUUCUGCGUGACAAAACAACUAGCAGAAGUGACUUCAUAUUCUUCGCAGACAGACUAAUCCGACUUAUUGUGGAAGAGGGGCUUAAUCAACUGCCAUACCAGAAGUGUGUGGUCGAAACACCAACAGGGUACAAAUAUGAAGGUCUGAAAUAUGAGCGAGGCAACUGUGGCGUCAGCAUAAUGAGAAGUGGUGAAGCUAUGGAACAGGGUCUGCGGGACUGCUGCCGAUCCAUACGAAUUGGCAAGAUUCUUAUCCAAUCAGAUGAGGACACUCAUGAGGCGAAAGUGUUCUAUGCAAAACUUCCAGCAGAUAUACAAAAGCGGAAGGUUCUCCUUAUGUAUCCAAUCAUGAGUACUGGUAAUACAAUCAGGAAGGCAGUAAAUGUACUAGAGGAACAUGGAGUUAAUGAACAGAACAUUGUGGUGCUAAAUCUCUUCUCAACUCCCCAUGGAUUGAAAUCAGUGAUCAAGUCCUUCCCAGAUCUCAAAAUUCUGACUUCUGAAAUUCACCCUUCAGCUCCGAAUCAUUUCGGGAUGAAAUAUUUUGGAACAGACUAGUAGUGCCACCUUUAUGUGCUCAAGCAGGUCAUCUACAGCUGCGGUGCCAUACUCAUGACGCAAACAUUCAUAUUCGAAAUGGUGAAAUUUGGAUUCCCGUAUCCUAAAUUUUUGAAGGAAAUUAUCCUAAAUUUUUGAAGGAAAUUAUCCUAAAUUUUUGAAGCUGUAGGAAGACUUGCGAUGACAGUUUAGAUCUGACUGAUCUGUUCAAAACCAAUGCAGUAGAAUCUUCAGGCACAAUGUAUUUGUAGGCCCAUUAGUAUUGAGGUAUAUGUAACCCCAGGUUCCUAUUUUGAGGCCUUCAUUUAGUAAAGAAGGGUCCAGAUGUAGUAAAUGUAGGCCUUUAUGUAGUGAAUGAGGCCAGUGUAUAGUCAAUAUAGGCCCAUAUGUAAUCAAUGACCAAAUGUAAUAAAUGAGGCCCACAUAUAGUAUAGAUAGACCUACAUUUACUCUGAUGUUUGAGUUUGGUAAGGAGGACCAAUAUGUCUCCAGUAGUAUCAGGAUCCAAUAUGGAUAAAGAAUAAUAUAACAUGAACAAGUUACAAAGUAAUACCCUAUACUAGUUAUUCACCACAAAUCAAAUAUGUUUAAAGUGGCAAUAUAGGAAUUUUCAUAAACAUGUUAUUGAAUCCUUCCUUAAAAUGGAAGAAAGCAUGGAAUUUUAUUAAGAAAACCUUAAGAAAUGGUUAAUAUGAAACAAAGAUUUUGAUAAAGAUGGGUUUGACAGUUUAAACAUUCUCAUAUGGCCACUUAUGAAUUAUAUUUCCAGUCAAGGACAGUUUGCAAUGGAUGUCAAGGUUUUAAAAUACAUGCCAUAAUGCUAGUAAAUUCAGGGUCAUUGUAUUCAUUGAUGCAAUGUAUAGCAUUGUAUUCUUAAAGCAAGGCAGAGAACAUGUAAAUAUAUAAAGUACGAGUAGUAAUGUAGCAGACCGUUUAAACAAAACAAUGUUAAUGUUCAUAUUGCAAGGAUAAACAAAGUGGAGUAUGACUUUGUUUAGAAUAUAAGCCAUGGCAAACACAGACUUAUCAGAUGUAAAGCCCUUUUUAGAUAUUAUUUUUUAUAAAAUUGCAUUAUUAUUUUCAUAGAAAUCUCAGAUUUGACUUCUUUUUUGAAACAAUCAAAAUAUGUGCUCAAUUUUUCAUUCAUCUUUGAUCAUGUUGUCAAACGAAUUUUUAGGAUGAUUUCAACAGAGAGAAAAAUAUGAAUUUUUAACAUGACAUAUGUUCUAUUGAAGUGUUUCACAAUACGUACAUGAUUGA